Messenger RNA from Polistes canadensis, 1245 nucleotides. It is a transcript of the gene Pdxk, whose product is annotated as pyridoxal kinase. Gene Ontology annotation, biological process: pyridoxal 5'-phosphate salvage. Lineage: Eukaryota; Metazoa; Arthropoda; Insecta; Hymenoptera; Vespidae. Gene Ontology annotation, cellular component: cytosol. The transcript is spliced from 7 exons. Gene Ontology annotation, molecular function: pyridoxal kinase activity. The coding region runs from base 126 to 1016 and encodes 296 amino acids. The record is from RefSeq and is a predicted model, not a curated record.
ACAAUAUGCGCAAUUCUUCUAAUCAACGAGAAAUAAAUAGCUCGUGAUUAUUUCUUAUCUCAUAUCAGUAGAUUUAGUACAUCGACAAUAUUCGUUAAAAGAACUUUGAGUAGAAAAGUAAAAAUAUGAAUUCGAAAAAAAUUCCUCGGAUUCUCUCGAUCCAAAGUCAUGUAGUUUCAGGAUAUGUUGGUAAUAAAAGUGCUACGUUUCCUCUGCAAUUAUUGGGCUUUGAAGUAGAUGCUAUCAACUCUGUUCAAUUAUCAAAUCAUACAGGAUAUAAAGCUAUUAAAGGCCAAGUACUUAAUGAUAAAGAUAUAGAUGAUUUGGUUUAUGGUUUAGCAGAAAAUAAUUUGGAUCAUUAUACUCAUCUACUAACAGGAUAUGUAGGAUCUGCAUCAUUUUUAAAAAGAAUAGCUGCGUUGGUUCAAACAUUAAGACGCAAAAAUCCUAAUCUCAUAUAUGUAUGCGAUCCUGUUAUGGGUGAUAAUGGUCAGAUGUACGUUCCUAAGGAAUUAAAAGAUAUUUACAAAAAUGAAAUAGUUCCACUGGCAGAUAUUGUAACUCCAAAUCAAUUUGAAACGGAAUUGUUAACUGGUAAAAGUGCUAAUAAUUUAAAUGAGUUGCGAACUGUUAUAAAAGAGUUACAUAAAAUGGGACCACAAACUGUAGCUGUAUCAUCUGUAGAAAUGAAUAAUUGCGUAGUGGCAGUAAUCAGUUCGUUGAAAGAUGAUAUAUUGCUUAAAAUUGAUAUUCCAAAAAUACCAUCGACCUUUACUGGUUCUGGUGAUUUAUUUGCUGCUUUAUUUCUCGCUCAUACAUAUCUACAAGAGAAUAUCAAAACUGCCACUGAAAAGACAAUAAAUUCUUUACAAGGUGUUCUUUGUGAAACUUUUAGAUCAUUCCAAGAAUAUAAAGAUGAUGGAGCACAAUUUGCACAAAAAAUAGAAUUACGCUUAAUACAAAGUAAAAGGCAUAUAGAAGAUCCAGAAAUUAAAUUACGUGCCGAAUUUCUAUGAUGUCGAAUUAAUUAAAAAGAAUAAUUAUAUACAUACAUAUAUAUAUAUAUAUAUAUAUACAAUUAUAUAUCGCACGUGUAUAUAUUUACACAUGUUUUUAAAUUUAAACUAUUAUUAUUUUAUUUUUAUUUUAAUGCUAUGAUAUUACUAAUAAAUACAAGAACAAUAUAUCAGAGAAUGUUUUUAUAUAUUAUAGACUAUUAAAGAUUAAUAAUGCAUUGAGAUAAAA